AUGUCAGCAUCUAAUGAUUUUAUGUAUUUAACUAGAAUUGGUUUAGCAGAAGAAAAUAUUAUACAUGAAUUUUGGAUAGAAGACACGCAAUACUCAAAUUAUGCAAUUGAUGCUGGCUUUAAAGAAUUAGGAACUUGUCGUCUGAAAGAUAAAGAUACGACACAUUAUGGUAUAACAGUUUGUGGACUGUGCCAUGUAACGAUUGACUAUUUCAAAUUAGCAUAUAAAAUUGAUUUAACACAUUUAGAUGGUAAAUUUAGUCGAACAAAUGGUCAAUGUGAUAAAAGUAUUGUGAAAGACAUAACAAAUAGCUUAAAAAAAUUUCUAAAUAAAACUCUUAAUUCAUGGGAAUAUCCUCAAACAGUAAAAAUCAUAGCAGCAUCAAAUACAAAAACAGAUUUAAAAGAAAUGCUCAAAGAAAAAAGUCAUUUCGAUAGUGAAACAUUUGUUGGAGGAUCGAAAUUAAUUUUAAAACGAUAUCAAAUCACAGUAGAUUCAAUUAUGAAAGAUGAUCAUUAUGAUCAAGCACGUAAAACGUUCGGUGAGUUGUGA
Molecule: messenger RNA, 552 nt
Organism: Rotaria socialis
Lineage: Eukaryota; Metazoa; Rotifera; Eurotatoria; Philodinida; Philodinidae
Source: the annotation of a GenBank genome assembly